AUGAGCCAUCACAAUCAUCACAACAAUGAAGGCUGUCACAGCCAUGAUGAUAAUCAUGAUGAUAACGAGUUUCCCGAAGCGAGUGGAAACCUUUACUCGAAGAUCGAUCUUCCCAAUGUCGCGCUCCUCAACUCCGAACACCCUGCCACUGGAGCCAUCAAGCCUUGGAAUGAGCGAAUGAGCAAAACAUACAUAGAGUCCGAUGCGGAUGACCAGUUGAUUAUUCGCGUUCCGUUCACCGGUUCUGUAAAGCUCAGGAGCAUUUUAUUGAGAGCGGGACCUGAGGAUCAGACUCCCUCAAGAAUCCUCCUCUUUGUGAAUGCUGAUCAACUGGACUUCAACGACGCAUCGCAAAUCACGCCGACGCAAGAGUUCGAGGUGGCUCAGAGCGCAGAAAUCGGCGAAUAUGCUGUGAAGCAAGCGAAGUUUCCGAAUGUAAGAUCCUUGACUAUUUUCAUUCCAUCUUCCCAAGGAGCGGAGGAGACUCGCGUAUUGUAUCUGGGAUUUACUGGGGAGUUCAAAGAGCUGAAAGAACAGCCCAUCAUAACCGUGUAUGAAACACAAGCCAAUUUGGCUGACCACGAGAAGAUUCAAGGAACUAAUGGAGUCCCGACCAGACCAGGAAUGUAA
Messenger RNA from Cantharellus anzutake, 630 nucleotides. RefSeq names its product DUF1000-domain-containing protein. Lineage: Eukaryota; Fungi; Basidiomycota; Agaricomycetes; Cantharellales; Hydnaceae. The coding region runs from base 1 to 630 and encodes 209 amino acids. Gene Ontology annotation, cellular component: nucleus. The transcript has 5 exons. The record is from RefSeq and is a predicted model, not a curated record.